AUGGAUGAAGCUCUCACUAAACCAAGAAAUGUUACUCACACUCUAUACAAACUAUACAACUGGAUGCAGAUGGGAAUGAUUGACCUCAACCCUGAGUUUCAAAGAGGGACAAAACAAUCGCAUUUGAUUGACUCUAUCCUAAAAAAUUUUUAUGUUCCUCCCGUCAUCUUCUCGUGUAAGAAGCUUGACAAUAAAAGAUGGCUGCGAGUGGUCAUCGACGGAAAACAACGAUUAACAUCUAUUAGAAGAUUUAUGGACGGAGAAAUUCCACAUACAAGUCCGUCAGAAGGUGGCACAUCCAAAAAAUACUACAGAUCAGUGUCAUCCAACUCCAGAUGCCUAUCAGACGCAGAGAGGGAACUUUUUGAUUGUUCAGAGCUUGUAUGCGUUGAGUAUUAUGAUCUUACGUUAGCUCAAGAGCAAGAAAUUUUCAGUAGAGUGCAGCUGGGAGUUGCACUGACAGCAGCCGAGAAACUACAGGCGAUCAGUAGUCCUAUGGCAGAUUUUGCCCAUAAUCUCUAUUCUACGUAUCCCACCUUGGCCACAAUCAUUGACACCCGGCGCGGUCGACCAUUUCAGUUAAUCACCCAAUCCCUGCACCAGAUUGAGCAUGCACCGGAAGUCUUUCGUGCCACACCUGUUGUAAUUCAAAAGUUUCUUAAAGACGAACGAGAAGUUCCAGUUGAGUUGAGAAGAGUAGCACGCAGGGUAUACGAUAUGAUAGUUAGUAUGAUCGAGGCAGAUGCCGAGUUGUUCCAUCGGGGACAUAGGCUUGCGCCCAUAGAGUUUGUAUUCCUCUGUUGGAUGAUUGCAAGAUUCCCCGGGCUUUCUAUUGCUCAGUACCAACAUCAUCUUCUUGGAAUGAAGGAUUAUGUGAGGGAAAGGCAUGAGGAUGUGAGAUUUAAUGGCAAGUGCUACGAAACUUUGAAAAGAUAUCUAGAUGAACUAGCCUAUGAGGUAGAAGACACCCAAGACACCACACCAGGAUAUACGGAGUAUGCAGUCGCCGAUCGUCGACGAAAGAAGAUGAAAAUCGAUGCUUCUGCAACUAAAUGA
Paraglomus occultum is the source of this 1056-nucleotide messenger RNA. The record is from the annotation of a GenBank genome assembly. NCBI's taxonomy places the organism in Eukaryota, Fungi, Glomeromycota, Glomeromycetes, Paraglomerales, Paraglomeraceae.